AUGUCUUUCCUGACCUGCGCCUCCGAUCUCUCGCCGCUAUUCCAGCUGCUUGAUAACUACGAUAAGCAUGAGAUCCGCCAAACCCGCCCCACUCCUCGCCGCACCUUCACCCCAGCUUUUGAUGUCCGCGAACUGGCCGAUGGCUACUACCUGGACGGCGAGCUGCCUGGUGUGAGCCAAGAAAACAUCGACAUUGAAUUCAGUGACGCCAAAACCCUGGUCAUCAAAGGCCACACUGUGCGAGACUACCAGACCACCGAGCCCGCUGCGGUGCCCCAAGAGUCCUUGCCUCGUCGGCUCCAGCCUACUGUCGAAGAUGAAGAUGAGGACUCUGAUUCCAACGACUCCGAUUCAUCAACUUCUGUGAUCUCAGCCAGGUCUGCAACCUCGGCCAAGUCCGCCACCUCUGCCAAGUCUACCAACUCUGCCAAGUCUGCCACUGGCAAGUCCACUACAGCCCCGGCUCAGCCCCACUACUGGGCUUCAGAGCGCUCUAUCGGCGAGUUCCAGCGUACUUUCACCUUCUCUACUCGUGUCAAUCAGGAUGCAGUGCGUGCCAGCUUGAGGAACGGUAUCUUGUCUGUUUUUGUGCCUAAGGAGGCUGCACCCAAGCCCAAGAAGAUCCGCAUUCAAUAG
Messenger RNA from Penicillium pulvis, 636 nucleotides. RefSeq names its product Hsp20/alpha crystallin family protein. The transcript has a single exon. NCBI's taxonomy places the organism in Eukaryota, Fungi, Ascomycota, Eurotiomycetes, Eurotiales, Aspergillaceae. Gene Ontology annotation, biological process: protein folding; response to hydrogen peroxide; protein complex oligomerization. The coding region runs from base 1 to 636 and encodes 211 amino acids. The record is from RefSeq and is a predicted model, not a curated record.